GUCCUGUCAGCUCUCAGCUGUCACUUCUUUCACGUCGCCCUCAUUGCCUAAUUUAUUAUUUUAGUUAUUAAAAAAAACCUAAGGAAUUUAAGUUUAACCUUCUUUCAAAAUUAAAGUUGUUAUUUAAGUGAUGUGAACUGUAACUUUAUAUACCACAGGAUAUUAUAAUACGUUGUUCUGUGUAUCUUUAGGCAGAAGGAAGUGACAACCAGCAUGGCAGCAGCUGGAAAUAAUUCGAGUUCUAUGAAAGAGUGUUACGAGAAUUAUAUUUUGAUCGAUACUGGAACGAAUCUAACGAAUAAAAAAUUUGGAAGAGAUCUAGAGUCUGUCAUCAAAAGAGCUACUGAUGCAGGAGUCCAGAAAAUGAUAGUUAGUGGAAGUUCUAUGAAAUCUAGUCGAGAAGCCCUUCGAUUGGCUCACAUUUAUCCAGGAACGUUGUAUGCAACCGCCGGUGUACAUCCGCACGAUGCCAAGUCCUGGACUGACGAGACACUGGCAGAGCUACGAGAGGUGGCAUCGUGUACAGAGUGUGUGGCCGUUGGAGAGUGUGGACUCGACUACAACAAAGACUUCUCACCUCCUGAUGUGCAGCAGCAAGUGUUUGAGAAACAGGUAAAACUGGCCUGCGAAUUAAAAAAGCCACUAUUUCUGCAUGAACGAAAUGCACAUGACGAUCUGAUCAAAAUUCUGAACAAACAUAUCGAUAGUCUUCCAAUGGUGGUGAUCCAUUCUUUCACCGGGACUCUUGCUCAAGUCCAAACCUACGUCAAGAUGGGCAUUUAUAUAGGAAUAACAGGUUAUCUCUGCAAAGAUAACUCUGAAGAUGGAGUACAGUCGUUGCUAGUAGCUGGACACCUUCCUUUAGAAAAUAUCUUGGUGGAAAGUGAUUCUCCGUUCAUGUACCCGAAUGCACGAGGAUCCAAACUGCCUGCUACUAUUAAAGAGGCCCUAACUGAAAGGUCUCUCUCGUUUUUGCAACGGUAUUGCACAUUCCAACGGAAUGAACCGUGUUGUCUUCCAGCAAUAGUCGAGAUGAUCGCUGCGUUCCUACACAAGUCACGAGAUGUCGCUCUACAGACUGCCUUCAACGCUCUCAAAGUCUUCGGUCUAUCCUAAUGUGCCUAUGUCAUACCUCAUGUGCUCUUUACUCAUCGACAAUAUGAUUUAUUGUUAUUGUUAUAGCUACGAUUGAAAUAUAUAUUUGUGUAUUAAAA
This is a messenger RNA of Macrosteles quadrilineatus (aster leafhopper), 1214 nucleotides long. Its product is annotated as 3'-5' ssDNA/RNA exonuclease TatD-like. Gene Ontology annotation, molecular function: single-stranded DNA 3'-5' DNA exonuclease activity. Gene Ontology annotation, cellular component: cytosol. The record is from RefSeq and is a predicted model, not a curated record. NCBI's taxonomy places the organism in Eukaryota, Metazoa, Arthropoda, Insecta, Hemiptera, Cicadellidae.